GAGACGCGAAGAACCGGACGCACUCAUGCAAUGUUCGGAGCCUUUUCCCUCAGCCAACCGCUCAACACCCGCUUCUGGCCCUCUUUUGGUUUGCGGCUCUUGGCGUUGGAAGUCAACACUAGGUCUCGGCUUGCUCUCCUGUGCAGCUUUAGUCUCUUGCCUGCGUUUACACUGCAGCUCGUAGAUGAUAUACUCGUAUGUACAGAGUAUGUACAUACAGUACUAUGUACUCAGGGCGAUAUACCCUAGCUUCGGUGGUGUGCCACGAAACUUGCAACCUGCGAGAAUGCAAGUACGUACAGCACUCCGUAUCCGGAAAGCGACCUAGACGGCGUCCUGUGCCCCUCGUUCAUCCGAUCUUUUCGACGCCCCAGACGCCUCAUGAAGCCGCUGGGACACAGCCGGCGGCACUUUUCGAAGGAUGGUGGUCAAGCAACCAUGGCUCGAGCGAACAAGCUUUUGAUCUUGGGGGUAGCUGGCCAGGAACUCCACGUAUCCACAAGAUGCAUAGGGGACGCUGGUAUGAGUUUCAUGCAGCUUGCAGGUUGCGGUGUGAAAGUGCCCAGUGCGACUUUGACCACGGAAGAGAGGUUUGGCGACACUUUUCGACAGAAAACAGUUCAAUAAGAUGGUGGGGCGGAGAAUUACCAUCGAGAGGGUGUCCAGGGACCCCUGCCAGCGGAUUGGAUUGGCGAUCAAGCGAAACGCCCCACACGUGGCUUGCUGCGCUGAUGGCUCCUGGGGGCUGCAUUACGCAGAUCCGUACAACCACGUCUGGUUCCCUACCAAAGGUAUCCGUACAGAACAGACUCGGUACGGGCCACGAAAGAGCAAGACAAGUUUAGGUUCAGGGGUGUAGGGCAUAUUUAUGAACUUUUGCUUGUUGUUCACCAACCGAACCACCCUUGCAUCGACAGUCGUGCUUCUAUGCAUCUGUCCGUGGCAGGAAAUUUACAGCGCAGUAUCGACGGCUUGACUGCCCAGUAGCGUCUCUCCGC
Lasiosphaeria miniovina is the source of this 998-nucleotide messenger RNA. RefSeq lists its product as uncharacterized. Lineage: Eukaryota; Fungi; Ascomycota; Sordariomycetes; Sordariales; Lasiosphaeriaceae. The coding region runs from base 198 to 845 and encodes 215 amino acids. The record is from RefSeq and is a predicted model, not a curated record. The transcript is spliced from 2 exons.